AUGGUGCGAUGGCUCAUUGAUCACGGUGCGAAUCUUAGUGCUCGCGGUCUGUUCGACAUUACACCUCUAUCCAUUGCAGCCAAAUCUGCUUCAAAAGAGGUGACCGAGCUGCUCGUCAAGCUUGGUGCUUCCACAGAAGAGGGACAGCCUCUUCAUUGUGCUGUGGCCUACGAUUCUCCAGGCGAGAUUAUCCUACUCGUUUUUAAGAAUGGCGCUCCGAUCAACGAAAGUAUGUUCCAAGAACAUAAAUUUUAA
This is a messenger RNA of Cladophialophora psammophila CBS 110553, 255 nucleotides long. RefSeq lists its product as uncharacterized. NCBI's taxonomy places the organism in Eukaryota, Fungi, Ascomycota, Eurotiomycetes, Chaetothyriales, Herpotrichiellaceae. The transcript has a single exon. The coding region runs from base 1 to 255 and encodes 84 amino acids. Gene Ontology annotation, molecular function: protein binding. The record is from RefSeq and is a predicted model, not a curated record.